Cooperia oncophora is the source of this 336-nucleotide messenger RNA. NCBI's taxonomy places the organism in Eukaryota, Metazoa, Nematoda, Chromadorea, Rhabditida, Trichostrongylidae. The record is from the annotation of a GenBank genome assembly.
AUGAAACGUGUGGCAAUCGUUGGGGCAGGACCGAGUGGUCUUCCUUCGGCAAGGCAUGCCGUUCUAUAUGGUUUUGAGCCAGUUGUGUUUGAGAUGUCCGGCGAGGUGGGUGGCUUGUGGAAUUACAAGCCACAGGAUAGUGAAGAAGCAUCAGUGAUGAAAUCAACGGUGAUCAAUUCGUCAAAGGAAAUGAGCGCUUACAGCGAUUUUCCGCCGAAACCGGAAGUCGCUAAUUACAUGCAUAAUCGGAAAUUGCUUGAGUAUUUCCAACAAUACGCUCAACACUAUGACCUACACAAGUACAUCAAAUUUCAUCACAAAGUCGUCAACGUCAAG